This is a messenger RNA of Chanos chanos (milkfish), 1085 nucleotides long. It is a transcript of the gene myl7, whose product is annotated as myosin, light chain 7, regulatory. The record is from RefSeq and is a predicted model, not a curated record. NCBI's taxonomy places the organism in Eukaryota, Metazoa, Chordata, Actinopteri, Gonorynchiformes, Chanidae. Bases 218 to 736 code for a protein of 172 amino acids. Gene Ontology annotation, molecular function: calcium ion binding. The transcript is spliced from 7 exons.
UCUACCCCAUGACUUUUUCCACCUCACUGGAAUGUGAGCACUUGGGCACUUAUCACGGGCUCAUGGGUUUGAGAGGUAGUUGGGCGGCCAUGUAGGGGACUGGGACCCUAACUGAAUUCUUUUUAUAGGGUGGCAGGAGAUAAGAUGUGACAUACUUAAACCCUAAUCAGCUGCUUCACAAACUUGGGGACACAGACACACAUAGGGAGCACUAGACAUGGCGAGCAAGAAAGCAGCCGCCAAAAGAGGCAAAACCGCCCAGAGAAACUCAUCCAAUGUCUUCUCCAUGUUUGAGCAGUCACAGAUCCAGGAAUUCAAAGAAGCAUUCGGAUGCAUCGAUCAGGACAGGGAUGGCGUCAUUAAGAAGCAGGACCUCAGAGAAACUUAUGCACAGCUAGGCAAGCUGAAUGUCAGUGAUGAUGAGCUUGAAGCCAUGUUAGCCGAAGGGAAAGGACCCAUCAACUUCACCGUGUUUCUCACUCUCUUCGGAGAAAAACUCAACGGCACUGAUCCCGAAGAGACCAUUCUUGCUGCUUUCAAACUGUUUGACCCAAAUGGCACUGGCUAUGUGAACAAGGAUGAGUUUAAACGGCUUCUGAUGAACCAGGCUGACAAAUUCACAGCUGAAGAGGUGGACCAAGCCUUCUCUGUUGCACCGAUUGAUGUGGCGGGGAAUAUCGACUACAAGUCCCUGUGUUACAUCAUCACACAUGGCGAUGAGAAAGAAGAAUCAUAAAGAAAAACAGAGAUAAAAAAAGAAAGAAAAAAAAACUUGUUCCCAAAUACACCUGAUCUUAACCCAUAUACUCUGUGCUUCUGUACCUUUAUUCUGAUAUUUACCUUUAACCAGUCUUCAUUACUGUGUUAUAGUAAGUCCCAAAAUCAGCUGAUUGAGAUUUCCCUGAUUCACAUAUAUAACUGGGGAGCAGAAAUAAAAACUGAUACUAUACUGUAGACCUAAUUGUGUUUGAAUGGCUUUGAGUAACUGAGAGAUGAGAAACAAAUGCUGUUUCAUAGGGGUCAGAUACACACAAACUGAUUUGUUAUCAAGUGCCUGUGUGAACUGAGAUUUUAAAUAAAAUGAA